AUGUCGAUCAUCUCCCUUGAGCGGACUGACCAGGGUGAGCCCCGGUUCCCUGGUUGUUCGAACAUUCGCGACUUUGAGUUCAUUGGCAAGCUUGGUGAGGGAACAUUUGGUGAGGUCUAUAAAGCUCGAUCAAAGAAAGACAAUACCAUUGUCGCCCUGAAGAAAAUUCUCAUGCAUCAUGAGAAAGAAGGGUUCCCAAUCACCGCCAUCCGUGAGAUCAAGCUUCUCAAGGCCCUCUCGCAUCCUAAUAUCCUUCAACUCAAGGAAAUGUCAGUUGAACGAAGCAAAGGCGAGGGACGAAAGAAGCCCAGCAUGUACAUGGUGACUCCGUACAUGGAGCACGAUCUUUCAGGACUGUUGGAGAACCCUGCUGUUCAUUUCACCGAGCCGCAGAUAAAGUGUUAUCUUUACCAAUUACUGGAAGGCCUCCGGUAUCUGCAUGCGAACCAAAUUCUUCAUCGUGACAUGAAAGCCGCCAAUCUCCUGAUUAGCAAUGGAGGCAUCCUUCAGAUCGCCGACUUUGGCCUGGCUCGACCUUUCGAUGAGCCUCCGCCACAAGCUGGAAAGGGCGGUGGCGAGGCUCGACGGGAGUACACUGCCCUGGUUGUCACACGAUGGUAUCGUCCGCCUGAGCUGCUGUUGCAGCUUCGCAAAUAUACAUCGGCCAUUGAUCUGUGGGGAGUUGGGUGUGUCUUUGGUGAAAUGUUCAAAGGCAAGCCCAUUCUCUGUGGCAGCAGCGACUUGAAUCAGGCCCAGCAGAUCUUCUCCUUGGUCGGUACGCCCACUGAAGAGAACAUGCCUGGAUGGAGCUCCCUGCCAGGAUGCGAGGGCGUCAAGAGCUUCGGUCACAAACCGGGCAAUCUCGCUCAGGUGUUCAAAGAUCAAAGUCCCUUGGCCAUCUCGCUCCUCAAAGAACUUCUCAGACUGGACUGGCGCAAACGAAUCAACGCCAUCGACGCCCUCAAACACCCUUACUUCACAUCUCCUCCUCUUCCCGCCAAACCAGGCGAAAUCCCUCACUACCAAGACUCCCACGAGCUCGAUCGCAAAAAGUUCCGCGACCAGAGAGCGCCUCUACCCCCAGCCCCAGCAAUGGGUUCAACAGACCCCACGACGAACGGAGGAUGGACCGGUCCAGGCUCCAGACCCGAUUCCCGCAACAGCAACACGAACAGCAACCACAGUCAUGCUCACGGGCCUCCUCGCAUUCCCAGCGCUGCGCGCGGUGGUCGAUCCAACGGACCUCCCGGCAUGCACAAUAAUCGUCGCGGACCAUUCCCUCCCCAGCGCGACGUCGGACUUCCACCUCGUCCGCCGCUGCCUGCAGGCGGUGUUCCCCCUCCUCCGUGGGAAGAACCGCAAAGUGGUCGUUCUGACGGGCGAGACGAUCAAAGACGUGAUCGGUUCCCUCCGAGUCACCAGGGCCCAAGUCACGGCCGGCCAGGCGGUGGAAGAAUCCCGCAAGGUGCAGGCGGCGGCAGUCACAACCUUGACUCUUACGUCCCUAGUUACGGGGGCAACCCGCACGACCGAGAUCGAGAUCGUAGUCGCGACGCGGGUGACUACAGCUCAGAUUGGAGAUCCGGAGGACGACGUGAUUAUCGUCGAGACCAGCCCCGUAGAAGGAGUCGGAGCCCCGGGUACAGAGAUCCAGCGCGCGGUUGA
Molecule: messenger RNA, 1665 nt
Organism: Penicillium diatomitis
Lineage: Eukaryota; Fungi; Ascomycota; Eurotiomycetes; Eurotiales; Aspergillaceae
Product: CDC2/CDK family serine/threonine-protein kinase
Exons: 8
Coding region: 1-1665 (554 amino acids)
Biological process (GO): protein phosphorylation
Cellular component (GO): nucleus
Molecular function (GO): ATP binding; cyclin-dependent protein serine/threonine kinase activity
Source: RefSeq, a predicted model, not a curated record